This is a messenger RNA of Symsagittifera roscoffensis, 1437 nucleotides long. RefSeq names its product 4-galactosyl-N-acetylglucosaminide 3-alpha-L-fucosyltransferase 9-like. Gene Ontology annotation, cellular component: membrane. The record is from RefSeq and is a predicted model, not a curated record. NCBI's taxonomy places the organism in Eukaryota, Metazoa, Xenacoelomorpha, Acoela, Convolutidae. The transcript has 3 exons. Gene Ontology annotation, molecular function: alpha-(1->3)-fucosyltransferase activity. Bases 74 to 1339 code for a protein of 421 amino acids.
UAAUAACGCACAUUUCUUUUAGUUUUUUCUAUUUUUUUAAAUUACAGCCAACAAGUUUAUUCCUAUCUCAAGAAUGAAAACCAAGACUCGAUAUUUGGCUCUCAUCCUUCUUGCCUCAGUGCUCCUGAUGAUUUUACAAUUUGUGUCAUUUUUUCAAUUAGAAACAAUUGGUCAAGAUGAUCAGAUCACGUCCUGGGGAUUGGAACGAACUCGGGCAAGAAGGUCAUCUGGAUUAGGCUGGCUUAAUUUCAGCAUGCUUAGAAGAUUCCAAUCAUUUUUCUCAUCCAGACAAAUACUACCGCCCCAAAAUUUGGAGCUAUUUGUGAUGCGAAACGAAAAAAUGCAUAGGAAAAACUUCAAAAACGACUGUCAAAUUGACUAUAACUGUACAGUUUUCUACCGAAGUCAAAUGCAUAGCUACAACUUCUCCCGAUUUGAUGCGAUUGCUGUAGUUGGUCGAUCUAGUUUUUCUAUCCUCGAAUCUCACUGGCUUAGCCAUCCAUGGUACCGAAGUCCGAACCAAAUAUGGCUGGCUGUAAGUCUGGAAUCAUCAAACCACCUUGAAACAGUUUCAAAGCAUCACAACUUCAACUCGGCUUUUAACUGGACAGGCGCUUUAUCACGAAAAGCAACUUUAGAGCGAAGCUAUACUAAUUUCUAUCGACGUUCUGAACCGGUUAGGCUUAGAGACGUUUCGGCUGAAUUGGAUACUUGGAACAAAACAUUGCCAUUUUGUUGGAUGGUUAGUAAUUGCAGAAGUGCACCUUCAGGCCGAAUGCAAAUUGUUUCAGAAUUGAUCAAGUAUCUUAAAUAUCCUUUGCAUAUGUGGGGUAAAGCCGCAAAUAUUUGUAUGUCGAACGAUUUAAAAGGAAAAAUUAUCAAUCAUGGAGCUGUUCCCAACUCUAAGGGCAAUCUUGCCGGCGACUUGCUGCGCCAAGACACAAUCAAACAGUGCAAAGUUUACUUUGCUCUUGAGAACUCCAUUUGCACAGACUAUAUUUCGGAAAAGUUCUCAAACGCGCUGAUGACCUUUUCUGUCCCGCUAGUUCUUGGGUUUAGGUCCAGUUACGAUCGAAAAAUGCCAGGGUCUUUCAUUCAUUUGAACGAUUUUAAGAAUAUUAGUAUGCUAGCUGAACAUCUGCAUGACUUGGUAGAAAGCAAAGAUAGACUGUUGAAAUAUCAUGAAUGGAGAAAAGAGUUUUAUAUAUCAGACGCAAAGCGCAACGAAAGUUUCGAAUGUCAAUUUUGCCGAAAGGUGUACGAAGCGAGGUUGAACCAAAAACCCUUAGUAAUUCCGGAUUUAAAGCAGACUUUUAGAAAGAUUCAAACUUGUGCUUAGUUCUUAUCUGAUAGUUUUUUAUUGAUAAUUAAUGAAAGUUCUACGGCGAAGGUAGUUUAAUUCUUUUAUUCUAAAAGCUUAGCUUUAUAUUCAGUUUG